This is a messenger RNA of Pimephales promelas (fathead minnow), 1988 nucleotides long. The record is from RefSeq and is a predicted model, not a curated record. Lineage: Eukaryota; Metazoa; Chordata; Actinopteri; Cypriniformes; Leuciscidae.
UUUAGCAACUUUUUUACAAUCAUUUUGACAGUCCAGUCUGUUGUAGACAAAUCGCUUUUUAAUGAGAACUUUUCAAUGAGGAGUGUGAUCAGACCAAUAUUUCUGCAUGAAGCAGAGAUCAUAACCAUCUGAAGAUGACACCAGCAGCAUUUUUUCUACAUGUAAUUUUUCUUGGGAUUGGACUCCAAUGUGUCCAGAUGAGAUUAUACACAAACCGUUGGGCGGUUAAAAUAACUGGAGGUCCUAAUGCUGCUGAUCUUAUUGCAGACAAAUACGGAUUUGUGAAUAUGGGCCAGAUAGGUAGGCUAGUGGACCAUUACCAGUUCCAGCACAGAGAAACCAUCAAAAGGUCCACUAUUAAAAGCAGAGGGAACCACAGUCUCAUCACCAUGGAGACCAAGGUGGAGUGGAUCCAGCAACAGAUGGUUCAGAAGAGAGUAAAAAGAACUGACACAAUAGACCAUACCCAAACCAUCACCUUCAAUGAUGCCAAGUGGGACAACAUGUGGUAUAUUCACUGUGAUCACAACUGCUUGACUGACAUGAACAUCCAGGCCGCCUGGCGCAGGGGCUACACUGGGAAAGGGGUUGUGGUCUCCAUACUGGAUGAUGGUAUAGAAAGACAGCAUCCAGAUCUUAAACAAAACUAUGAUCCACGGGCCAGCUAUGAUGUUAACGGGAAUGAUCCUGAUCCAACACCACGUUAUGAUGCCACCAAUGAAAACAAACAUGGAACAAGAUGUGCUGGUGUGGUGGCUGCCUCUGCUAACAAUUCUCUCUGCAUUGUCGGAGUUGCCUACAAUGCAAAAAUUGGUGGUGUGCGUAUGUUGGAUGGCGAUAUGACUGAUAUGGUGGAAGCCCAGUCACUGAGUCUGAGGCAGCAGUAUAUUGAUAUCUACAGCUCCAGCUGGGGUCCAGAUGAUGAUGGCAGAACAGUAGAUGGCCCCGGCCCUCUCGCCAGGCUCGCUCUGGAGAGUGGCAUACGCAAAGGCAGAAAGGGCCGUGGCUCCAUUUUUGUGUGGGCAUCAGGAAAUGGUGGGCAGAAUCAAGACCACUGCUCAUGUGACGGUUACACCAAUAGUAUUUACACCAUCUCAGUAGGCAGCACCACUCAGAAUGGACAAAAGCCGUGGUACCUGGAGGAGUGCUCCUCUACUCUGUCCACCACCUACAGUAGUGGAGACAGCCACAGCCUGGGCGUUGUGACAACCGAUCUGAGGCAGCGUUGCACUGAUGAGCACUCUGGCACUUCAGCAUCAGCCCCCAUGGCUGCAGGAAUCAUCGCCCUCACGUUGGAGGCAAAUCCAGCUCUGACCUGGAGGGAUGUUCAGCACAUCAUAGUGAAAACUUCACGUCGUGGUCACCUGAGCGCCUCAGACUGGCAGAGUAAUGGAGCUGGAUAUGAUGUUAGUCACCUUUAUGGGUUUGGCUUGAUGGAUGCUGAAGCCAUGGUGAAGGAAGCGGAGACCUGGAAGCAGGUGCCCCCUCAACACAUAUGUGAGCAAAACAUAGUCCAGAAUGGAAGGAUCCUAAGUCCAGAGAGGGUGUUGAGGUCAGUGUUCAAGUCCUCAGGCUGCUCUUCUCAACGUCUGCAGAGGGUAGUUUAUCUGGAGCACGUUAUUGUACGUGUCACAAUCACACAUCCUCACCGGGGAGAACUGUCAAUCACACUGACAUCACCCUCUGGAACCAGAUCUCAGCUUCUUUCUAACAGACCAAAUGACCACUCCAGUGAGGGCUUCCUUAAGUGGGAAUUCAUGACGACUCACUGCUGGGGCGAAAAACCAGCAGGAGACUGGAUCCUGGACAUCAGAGACACCCCAUCUCCGCGCAGAAACAGCCGACUCCAAGGGAAACUGGUAGAAUGGUCCCUGGUGCUUUAUGGAACAUCCACACACCCAUACAUAAGACAUGAACAGCCCCGCUCUGCCCAGCUGCCUUCUCAAGAUGACACCACAGAGGAGUAUAAUGCACAGAUCCAGCCCUAG